This is a messenger RNA of Plutella xylostella (diamondback moth), 2281 nucleotides long. RefSeq names its product BTB/POZ domain-containing adapter for CUL3-mediated RhoA degradation protein 3. NCBI's taxonomy places the organism in Eukaryota, Metazoa, Arthropoda, Insecta, Lepidoptera, Plutellidae. Gene Ontology annotation, biological process: protein homooligomerization. The record is from RefSeq and is a predicted model, not a curated record. Gene Ontology annotation, molecular function: protein binding.
CAGAAACAAAAAAAAAAGAAUUGAUUGAUUUGUGUGAAUAAAAUUGAGAUUUAUCAAAAAAUUGUAGAAUUAGAAAUACCUUGCCGUUUACAAAUAAAUAAGGUGGAGGACGGUUUGCUUAGUUUAUAUAGAGGAUACUAAACGCACAUAAAAUAUGGUGAUAAUAAUUAAAUAUUAUAAAUAAGGGCUCGAGACGCGUGCCGUGCAAGUGGAUUCGGAUAUCUUCAUUUAAAGUCCAUAAAGUUUCGUUACUAUCGAGACUUUAUAAUGUCUGGUGAUCACAAAACCUUAAUUAAAGGUAGCCCGUCUCAGUACGUAAAGCUCAAUGUGGGUGGCACUCUGUUUUACACAACCAUAGGCACUUUGACCAAGAGUGACAAUAUGCUCAGAACUAUGUUUAGUGGGAGGAUGGAGGUGCUCACUGACUCUGAAGGGUGGAUACUGAUUGACCGUUGCGGCAAACAUUUUGGUACAAUACUGAACUACCUCCGCGAUGGCACUGUGGGCUUGCCUGAUAGCUACCGGGAGGUGAUGGAGCUGCUCGCUGAGGCCAAGUACUUCUUGAUUGAGGAGCUGACUGAGUCCUGCCAGCAGGCACUGGCUAAGAAGGAAAGAGAAGCGGAGCCAAUAUGCAGAGUCCCUCUUAUCACUUCACAUAAAGAGGAACAGCUUCUUAUCAUGUCCACUUCUAAGCCUGUUGUGAAGUUACUGAUCAAUAGACACAAUAAUAAGUACUCUUACACUAGUACUUCUGAUGAUAAUCUUCUGAAGAAUAUUGAAUUGUUUGAUAAACUUUCACUGCGCUUCAGUGGGAGAGUGCUGUUCAUCAAGGAUGUUAUUGGAUCCAAUGAAAUAUGCUGCUGGUCAUUCUUUGGACAUGGGAAGAAAUGUGCUGAAGUCUGUUGCACAUCCAUUGUUUAUGCUACUGAUAAGAAACAUACCAAAGUUGAGUUCCCUGAAGCAAGGAUAUAUGAAGAAACAUUGGGUAUUUUACUGUAUGAAAGCAGGAAUGGCCCUGACCAAGACUUGAUUCAAGCUACAUCAUCCCGCGGUGCUGUUGGUGGUCUCUCAUGCACCAGUGAUGAGGAGGAGGAGCGGUCGGGACUCGCCCGCCUCCGCAGCAAUAAACAGAACAAUCAGUCUUAGCGGUUACAAUCAGGCUUGGCGCGCCUUCGAAGCUCUAAACGGACAAAUGUCUGAUAUCAAGCCGGCUGUUACUUGCCCUGCUGCCGGCUGUCAUGCUUUGGACUGUGGAAUCUGUGGAUGUGACUGAGCUGUGCCAUUGUCUUUGUAGACCUUCGUCUUCAUCAAGCUCUCUUGGGAAUGUGCACACUGAUUCAUAGAAAAGUUUCUUGCUGGAAGCAUUUAUUAUAAUUACAAUGGACUUCAACUAAUGUUCUGUGUCUACGACAUAUCUUUGCAUGGGUAGUGUAUUGUUGUUGUCACGUUGUGUGAGGAGGUGUGGGGAAGAUGGAAUCAAAUAUUCACAUAUCUCUUUAUCUAGUUCAUGAUAUCUCCAGUAUACGAUUUUCCUCUGUACUUAGAAUGUUUGUGAUGUGUGACCACAAUGAAUACUGUAUGACAAUAGGAAAAAAAACAUGUCUUAUAUACAAUAACCUAUUCUACUACCUAGACAUUUUUAGUAACUGUAAAGCCCUUGUUCAGUACCUACACUUGUGAAAUAUCACAUUAGAUCACUUAUAUCGCUCAAGUGGUUUGCCAAAUUGAUGUUUACCUCUAAGUAAUAUGUGUUGUACUUAUAUCAUUACUAUGUAGUUCCUGUUUUUGAUAGAAUAUGAAAUGAUUACUCUGCCCGGUCAAAGGGAGUCAGUUUGGCACUUGGGGAAGUUAGUACUUUUCACUGCAAAUCUAGUCUACCACUCAUUUUACUGUAAAUGUGUGGGUGUUAAGUAUAUCAAUUCAUGUUUUGUUUUAACUAUGAGGCUGACUGUUAGCAGUAUUAAUGAUAUAUAUUCUAGGAUUGAAGAGUGAAUGUAGUUUUGUCUUUUAUCUAAAGUCUAGUAUUUAUAUUAUGAAAUCAUGCUCUUUCAAAAUUCAAUUUAAAAAGCCAAUGCACAAAAUCAGUACAUACCAACUUACUUUUCUUGUUAAUGCUAUGUUUUUAUUUUUAUUUUCAUGGUUAUAAGUACAAAUUCUAAUGAAGGUCAGCCUUUGUGAUUCUUGUAUUGUGACUAAAGUUCUGUUUGUAUGUAUACUAUCUAUAACUUGUUUAUUAUUUUAAGAGAAAUAUAUGCUCACGUUUAGCUGUCCAACUGUAAAA